Messenger RNA from Gloeophyllum trabeum ATCC 11539, 608 nucleotides. The record is from the annotation of a RefSeq genome assembly. NCBI's taxonomy places the organism in Eukaryota, Fungi, Basidiomycota, Agaricomycetes, Gloeophyllales, Gloeophyllaceae.
AUGGCAGACGGGUCGGUGCCCACGGUGGAGGACAGGGCUCGCUUCGAAGCAGCCAAGAAGGAACUGAUACAAGCACUCACGAAGAAACGCGCCAUCGACAAACAACUGGCCCAGUUAGAAGUUCAGAUAUACAACUUCGAGGGAUCCUAUCUCGCCGACACAGCGGCUCACAGUGGCGGCAACAUCAUCCAAGGCUUUGACGGAUACCUCAAGAACCAGACAACCGGUAGGAGGAGAUACGAAGUCAGCGAUGCGGAUAGGCUGUUCUCUACGAGCAGCUUGACUUAUCAAAAGGCGAGCCGCUUGCGAAUCUAUUUCAUCCCAACCCUAACCCACGCGCGAUAAAGUCCCUCGAACUCGCCGGAGAAGGGGAAGAGUCUUCAGCCACGGUAGAUGAUGGCAAAUCAUCAGGCUCCGGACCAAUGACUAUUCAUGUGCCAGCUGCACCUAAAGGGCAAUCCCUCGAUGCCGCCCAAGCCAAGAAGCUAAGAGACAGAGAAUACCAGCGCAAGAAGAGAGCAAGUGCUCGAGGGCAGAGUGUUGGGACCAUUAGCGACGACGAAAGUGUAAGCUCUGGCAGACGACCCACAAAGAGGCAGAGGAUGGCU